CCACCUAAAAGUGUCCAUAAAAUGAACAAGUGAUGAUGCCAAGACGGCACGCACCCGCAUCUGCAUAGCCGUAUCCGCUAUGUAUGACAAUGACAUCAAUGUGCGCCUGUGUUCGAUAAUCUCAACUCCCACCACCUCUACACAGUACUAUCGCAUCUCUACAGCGACCAACACGCACAAUGGCCUCCUCACCCCCUCUCCAGCCAACAUACUCGCCCUCACAGAUCUCCCAAUACCUCACGCACCUGAAAAUCCCGUCUGCCCACCACCACGACUCGAUCCAACACCUCUCCCCGCAAGAAGCCCUGUGCUACCUCACUCUCCUCCAAACCCACCACCUCUCCCAAGUCCCCUUUGAAAACCUCACCCUGCACUACUCCCCCCACCGCCAAAUCUCCCUGCAACCGUCCACCCUCUUUGCAAAAGUCGUUGGCGACAACAACAAUCGAGGCGGGUAUUGCAUGGAGAACAACGCCCUCUUCGGCACGCUUCUACGAUCCCUAGGGUUCAGCGUUUAUUCUGCGGGGGCGCGGGUGUGGAGCGCGGGGCAUUGGACGGGCUGGAGUCAUAUGGUGAAUUUGGUGACGAUUGGGGGCGAGAAGUAUCAUGUUGAUGUGGGGUUUGGAGCUGAGGGGCCUGUUGUGCCUAUGCGAUUACAGCGAGAUGGAGAGGGCGUGCUGGAGAAACAGGUCAGUCCUGCGACGGCGAAGUUGCAGUGGCGCGGUAUCCCGGGGACUACCGAUGCAGAGCAGAGGCUGUGGGUAUAUUCGUAUCGCCGCGAUGCGGAGAGCGAGUUGGUGAUGAGGUACUGCUUCUCUGAGAUGGAGUUUCUGCCGGGCGACUAUGGGGUGAUGAAUUACCAUACGAGUACCAGUCCUAAGACGUUUUUCACGCGCACGAUUGUUGUCGAGAAGAAGAUCUUGAGGGAGGGGGAGUUGGUGGGGAGUCUGAUUCUGGGGGAUCGGGAUGCCAAGCGGAGGGUUGGUGGGGUGAAAGAAAAGGAGAUACGAUUUGAGAGCGAGGAUGAGAGAUUGAAGGCGCUGGAGGAGUGGUUUGGGAUCAGGUUUGGGGAGGCAGAGAGGGAGGGGAUUAGAGGGUUGGCUUCGGAGAUCGAGUAG
Messenger RNA from Dothidotthia symphoricarpi CBS 119687, 1118 nucleotides. Its product is annotated as arylamine N-acetyltransferase 1. Gene Ontology annotation, molecular function: acetyltransferase activity. The coding region runs from base 180 to 1118 and encodes 312 amino acids. The record is from RefSeq and is a predicted model, not a curated record. The transcript has a single exon. NCBI's taxonomy places the organism in Eukaryota, Fungi, Ascomycota, Dothideomycetes, Pleosporales, Dothidotthiaceae.